AUGGCAGCUUUUGGAUCGACUCGGGACGCCACGCGAAACAUUCUUCAUACCGAAAGCUAUCUCGCCCAAGAAGGCGAUAGGGGAUCACCGAGAGAGUUGGACGUCUUUACUUUUGAAAGAGAGGUCGUCAACGGGACUAUCAAAGUCUACAAUGCCACAAGAAGGAAGCAGAGGGUCAGGGAGUGGUGCAUGGCCUUGAAGGCGGAGCUCAAGGAGCCAGCAUCGCAUGUUGAGAUCCUUGAUGAGUGGUACUCCAAGUUUCUUGAAUGUCAUUUCCAGCCUAACAAGAAGGUGGAAGAGCUUGUCAAUGAAGUUUGCGGCGUCAUAGAGCGGAUUCCGCGCGUGGUUGACGAAUUCCACGAUCCGCUCGUUGACCAGCCGUACAGCCUUUACGACGCAGAGUACUUUCUCCCCGAUUCGAAACCGUGUUGGGAGACUCUGCGUGUGACCAACUUUGUCAGCCGCAACGUAUUGCGCAUUGCGAUACAGAUUCAGAUUGUCUUAGGAGGAGACUCAAACUAUGCCGAGCACUAUCGGCUCUUGCUCGACGCCACAGCAGAGGCUCUCAGAGAGAUGAUUAGUCUAUCGCGGGAGGACCCUUGGCCGGGAUGGUUCAUCGUCAGGGCUUUCUUCUGGACCUCGUGGCAGCGCGGGACGAGUCUCUACCACUACUACGUGCUCAAGGAGCAGCUGACAUGGGGCUACGACGAGCAUAGGGAUGUGAUCAAGACGCCGCUGCAGGGAUCUGACAUGAUGCGGAUCGCGGAGAAUCUGAAUCGAGCCAGGGCGGACGCGUGCCAUCCGCCUUAUAUCUGCAAGUGGGCGCUGAGACUGCUGAGAGAGGACAAGGCGGUCGUCGGCCAAGACUACAGGAGAUUCUUCGAGCGCUUGUCGCAAGCCUUUUCCGACAGGGAGGCGCGGUGCGUCAUCUCGAGCGACGGAGAGCCCGCGGCGUGCGACGGCAGGCAGCCUGGAAAGUGUUUGAGGCUGUCGGGGAUGCGCAUCACAAACCAGUCCGCUCACGCGCCAGACUGCGACGGAAGAAGCUGUUCGUCACUGUACUGGAACGAGGAAUCCUGGAGAGGCGUCGGCGGCGCGGCGGCUGUGUCGCUGGUCUUGGGCACCGAUGGCAGGCUCAACUACGUUCAAGCGUCCAGCAAGACGGUGGCCGUAUCUCACGUCUGGAGCCAUGGCCAGGGCGGCCGUCCGGAAGACGAGGGAGGAACCGGCCUCAACAGCUGCUUGUUCAGGCGCUAUUCGAGGGUUGCCGAGAUGUACGGAUGCGAUUCUUUCUGGAUGGACACGCCGUGUAUUCCGAGUGAUCACGUUCUACGAGGGGAGGCGAUUGCCAAUAUCAAUCUCAUCUUUGCUACGAGCAAGCUGACGCUCGUCUGUGACAAGGACCUGAUGGCCAUUGACUUUCAAGACGAGGAUAUUGCCACCAAGGAGGCUAUAGUCUCCAUGGUUUUGGUCUGCGACUGGAACGUGCGUGCGUGGACGUUGCUGGAGGCGCUGAGGGGGCGACAGAACAUCCACAUCCUCUGCAAGAACGAUGUGGUCGUCUCGUUGAAAGAUGUGCUGAUGGACGUGUGCAAUCAGGGGAGCAUCGACAUUGCGGCCCUCUUCCUCUCUGCGCAGCACCUUCUUCCCUCACAGGCAUAUAUCCACGGGCUAGGCAACGAUCACCCUUAUCAAUCAUCCCAAUGGAUCGUCAAUAGGAGGAAGGGAUUUGUCGAAAUCAAGGAAGCAGCCGGCCUGCUGUCGCAUCGACAAGCCAGCAGGCCAGGCGACGCGGUCAUCAUAUGGAGCCUGCUCUGCGGCGACACGGUGUUUGACAAGGCCGAGGAUAUCUGGCGCAACCAGCAAGGGCGAGGCGUCCCGUCGGGCUGGCUGGUCUCCAGCUACGAGCGGCUGAGCGUCAAGGGGCUCAGCUGGGCGCCCUCGCGGCCCAACUUUAGCUUGCACGGCGAGGACUCACCCACUGACUACGACAAGCUGCUUCUUCCGUAUCACGGGAUAGAGACGCGGGUGAGCGCAAUCACGGAGAGGGGCUUGCACGGGGACUGGUGGGCGUACAGGUUCAAGGUGAAGCGGACGGCGUGGGAGCGCGUGCUGGAGAGGUUCACGGGGGGCUGUCUGCCGUUGGAGAGGGCGGCUGGCGGGUAUCUUGACGGGGAGACGUGGUGUGCGACUUUGAGACCGCUGCAUACGUAUCGGCGGGACGUGUGGGUGCCGCAUCCGAGGAGGCUCUCAAAGGCCGUCUUUGCCGUGGUUGCGUCCGAUGAUGGGGAGGCUUGGAGGUGGAAGGGGGUGCUUGAGCUGGAUGAGGGGGUUGUCCUGCCGCAGUUCCGAACGAUGGGGUUUUUGAUUGAGUGA
Molecule: messenger RNA, 2376 nt
Organism: Trichoderma reesei QM6a
Lineage: Eukaryota; Fungi; Ascomycota; Sordariomycetes; Hypocreales; Hypocreaceae
Exons: 1
Coding region: 1-2376 (791 amino acids)
Source: RefSeq, a predicted model, not a curated record